AUGGCUUUGGAUUUACUGCAAGUCCGUACUGUCAAUGACUGGUCAUUUGUCAUCAACAAAUCGUUUCUCUUUCAGGUGUCGCCGCCAGGGCCGUCGUACAUUUGUCUUGGUGGUUUUGCAGUGUUGUUCUCGAUGGUAUCCCUCCUAUUAAAAGAGAAGCUUUAUGUCAAUGAAGUCGUCCUCGGAACCGGUUUUGGGAUUAUAAUUGGUCCUUUCGGUGCUAAUAUCUUCGCACCCCGUUCAUGGGGUUCGUUGAACAAUCACAUAACGUUAGAGGUCAUGCGCAUCGUCCUCGCAAUCGGCUUGUUCGCAGCUGGAGUCGAAUUACCACGUGCAUACAUGAAAGUGCAUGCAAAGAGCUUGCUCGUAAUGGUUGUACCCACCAUGGCGUUUGGCUGGGUUGCGGUAGCUGUGAUCAUACACGUUUUAUUUCCGAAGCUCAAUUACAUCUCGUCCCUUUGCAUCGCGGCUUGUUUGACCCCUACGGACCCGGUGACAUGUGCUGCCAUCACACGCGGCAAAUUUGCCAUUAAACAUGUGCCUGAGGCUAUCCGUCACAUCUUGUUGGCUGAGGCCGCAGCCAAUGACGGUCUUGCCUACCCUUUUCUUGCAAUAUCCAUAUACCUCACCAUAGAGACAUCCGUUCGGACUGCUAUUGGCAAAUGGUUUUUGGUGGGAUGGCUAUACCAGGUCAUCCUUGGCACCGUUUUGGGAGCCGUUCUAGGCCUUCUAUUCUCCAAGCUCAUGAAAAUAUCCCAUAGUCAGGGAUUUAUAGAUCGUGAAUCGUACAUCGCACAGUUCUUGGCUCUGUCCAUCUUCACUAUGGGAGUUGCGAGCACCAUUGGUGCGGAUGAUCUUCUUGCAGCAUUUGCAGCAGGCUGCGCAAUAUCCUGGGAUGGGCACUUUCAUGAACAGAUAAAAGAUGACGGUUUCUCUUCUGUCAUAGAUUAUGUUCUGAACUGUGGCUGCUUCAUCUACAUCGGUGCUUGGCUGCCUUUUCACGCCUAUAACUCUCCCGAGUAUGGUAUCACUUGUUGGAAGCUUGUUGUUCUUUUGAUCGCUAUUUUGGUCUUGAGGCGAAUUCCGUUCUUAUUGGCAGUAUAUAAAGUUGUUCCCGAGAUUACGUGCUGGCAGGAAGCUCUAUUCUCUGGCCACUUCGGUCCAAUGGGAGUCAGCGCAGUCUUCGUGUCUGCCCUAGCGCUCACGCGUUUGCCCACUCCGGAGGACCCACCUGCAGAUCAAGCACAGUAUCUCGCCGCAACUAUUCAGCCUAUAGUGUCCUUCGUCGUCCUUGGUUCUAUCAUCGUUCAUGGCUUGUCUAUCCCGUUCUUCAACGUCGGUCGUAGCGCGCACUCUCGCACGACUUCGUUAACCAAGGGGUCGAUCAACCGUACUCAUGUUGCGGGCCCAGUGUGUUAG
Messenger RNA from Suillus clintonianus, 1419 nucleotides. RefSeq names its product Cation/H+ exchanger. The transcript has 11 exons. Gene Ontology annotation, biological process: proton export across plasma membrane; intracellular potassium ion homeostasis; regulation of membrane potential. Gene Ontology annotation, molecular function: sodium:proton antiporter activity. Bases 1 to 1419 code for a protein of 472 amino acids. Lineage: Eukaryota; Fungi; Basidiomycota; Agaricomycetes; Boletales; Suillaceae. Gene Ontology annotation, cellular component: plasma membrane. The record is from RefSeq and is a predicted model, not a curated record.